AUGCUAGCCUUAGGAUCAAAAGUCCUUGACCGUCCACAAGACCUUGAAGUUGCAAUAAGAUUAGCGGAAACAUGUUACUGGUCAUACAGAAUAACAAUGACUGGAAUUGGUGCUGAAGAGGUCUGGUUUAAAAUUAUGGAGGAAGGAAAUUUAAAGAACAAUAAUAACCCGGAAAUUCAUAAACGUCAUCCGGAUGGGAUUAUCAGACUGGGACCGAGUUAUUACUUACUAAGACCAGAAACCAUCGAGAGUUUGUUCAUCUUAUAUCGAGUAACAGGAGACAAGAAAUAUCAAGAACACGCCUGGGAAAUAUGGCAGUCUAUAGAGAAAUGGUGUAAGACGUCCACAGGUUAUUCGGGAAUAUAUGAUGUGGAUUCUACUAGUAUCAUUAAAAAUGACAGCAUGGAAAGGUAA
Messenger RNA from Acaulospora colombiana, 414 nucleotides. Lineage: Eukaryota; Fungi; Glomeromycota; Glomeromycetes; Diversisporales; Acaulosporaceae. The record is from the annotation of a GenBank genome assembly.